This is a messenger RNA of Paraglomus brasilianum, 327 nucleotides long. Lineage: Eukaryota; Fungi; Glomeromycota; Glomeromycetes; Paraglomerales; Paraglomeraceae. The record is from the annotation of a GenBank genome assembly.
AUGAAGAACUGUUUCGGUCUGUCGCUUUUUGUUUGUAUUGUGGUAGUCUUUGCUUUGCUGCUCAGCGAUAAUGCUGUGCAUGCACGACCGAGAGAUUAUUAUAAAAAUGGCUUGAACACAAGACAAUUUUCACCGACACCAUGUGAUUCCACUGGUACAUGCGUCACCGGGUCAUGUGUUAAUGGAGUCUGCAAAUGUGACCUUGGGAUCGGAGCUGAAGAAUGCGACAAUGGAGAAACUUGUGGAGCUAACGACGAUUGCUCCAGUGGAAAGUGUAAAAAGAAGGUUUGCGUUGCUCAAAAGAGACAACGUGGUUUAUUCAACUAG